Messenger RNA from Vidua chalybeata, 600 nucleotides. It is a transcript of the gene KCNE1, whose product is annotated as potassium voltage-gated channel subfamily E regulatory subunit 1. NCBI's taxonomy places the organism in Eukaryota, Metazoa, Chordata, Aves, Passeriformes, Viduidae. Gene Ontology annotation, cellular component: membrane. Gene Ontology annotation, biological process: regulation of heart rate by cardiac conduction; potassium ion export across plasma membrane; ventricular cardiac muscle cell action potential. The record is from RefSeq and is a predicted model, not a curated record. Gene Ontology annotation, molecular function: potassium channel regulator activity; transmembrane transporter binding; delayed rectifier potassium channel activity.
AUGGCAGGGAAACAAGCCAGGGAGGUCAGCAUGGUGGUGGAGAUGCACCAGAAGGUUUGGAAGGCAGAAAAUCUGGGAGGUGGGCGAUGUGCUGUGCUGAUUUCUGCUCUGAGAGUAGCACAGGCUUUAUUUCUGUGUCAUCAAACCACAGGAAAUUGUGAUAGAGCUGUGUUUUCUAAAGAUGACCAAAGGAAGAAGUGCCGAGGACAGAAAAUCCAAAUGCUGGCGCUGUCCAACAGCACGGCCCUGAGCCUGCUCCUCUCCAAACUGCUCCAGGAGUGCCUGGAACGGACCAACAGCUCAUCUCCUUCACAGGAGAGGAGAGCCAGCGACAGCCUGGCCGUCAUCUACGUGCUGCUGAUGCUGGGGCUCUUUGGCUUCUUCACCGUGGGGGUGAUGGUGAGCAACCUGCGGGCGCGGCGCCUCGAGGGGCCCCGCGACCCCUACAACACCUACAUCGCCACCGACGCCUGGCACAGGAGGGACAGGGAGUACUUGCAGGCCAAGCUCAUGGAGAGCUACAAGCUCUGCUGCGUCCUGGAGAACCAGCUGGCCGUGGAGCAGCCGGGCACGAAGAUCCCCGAGGAGAAAUCCUCCUAG